Molecule: messenger RNA, 2837 nt
Organism: Fundulus heteroclitus (mummichog)
Lineage: Eukaryota; Metazoa; Chordata; Actinopteri; Cyprinodontiformes; Fundulidae
Exons: 7
Coding region: 809-2755 (648 amino acids)
Source: RefSeq, a predicted model, not a curated record
AGGGCCAGCUUUAAGUCAGAGAGGGAGACAGAAAAAAAAAACUACAUCAGCUCUGUUCAUUGACGCACAUUUGCACUGACAGGAAGAAACCAGACUGCACGCAUGGCAGGAGGAAGUGUCGCUGCAUCCGACAGCAGCAUCAUCAUCAUCAGCAGCAGCAGCUCACCCCUUCUUCCUGAGGCUCCACGUACAGCUCGUCUCCGAUCCUGGACAGAGAGUGGACGGCUUUGCCCAGCACUGGACGUGCGUACGAUGCGAGGAACGCUGCCAUGAACUCACUCUCCUCCCGUCAGAGGUGAUACCAGCGGCUGCUGUGAAGAGGUGUGUGAACGCGACGAGCUGCUGUGCCCAAACCGUGGACACUUGAGAGAAAGGGAGAGACUUCCACUGGAAGCACGAGGAGCUUUUUUUUCCCGCGAGAGAAGGACUUAUUUACGUUUGCAGAGUUCGAGGAGCGUUGAACGAGUGGAUGUAAAAUGGCAGCGAGGCCUAUUUGAGAAGCAGCAGCGAGAAGAGAAGCGGUGAAAUGUGGGCCCUUUGGUUUUCUUUUGUGGUGAAGAACUGUUCGCGCGAUGGAAAGAGAUCAAAAAAGCUCGGCAAGAGCAAGCCAGCCCUCGCAGGAGUCUUUUAAAACCAACUCUGGACUAAAGGAGUGAUUCGGUCCACAGGUACAUUUUUCUCUCUUGGUAUCCAGCCACGACCAAACAGGGCAGUGGAGUGAAGCCGUCCCUGUUUAGCUGGAUGUGCUGCAUUGUUCGCAUGUGUUUCAGUGAAACCAGGAUUUAACGCACAGACGUUUUGCUCCUAGAUGUCUCAGUCAUCUAAUCCAGCAGACACUCAGGCCUUGCUGCAGUCCAUGCUGCAGAGACUGAAGCUUCAGCCGGGAAGAGAGGGCCAGACGCACUUUCAGACGCCUGUAUCCCCAUCUGCAGCUCCGGCUCUGUGGCCCAACGGUGAGACGGGAGCACCCGGCCUCCAGGAAGUUACCAGCAGUCCUGUGAAUGUGUUUAAUUUCAACGGGAGCCCUUCUACAGGGAUCACAGUCCCAGCCGGCUUCAAAAGUGAGGAAAAACAGCCAACAAGUCCUGCUUUUGAAGGGAGCAGGAGUCCAACUUCCUUCCCUUUGCAGAAAGUUGGCACCGAUGGAGACACGGGCGAGAAGAGGGAGCUGGACCAGGCUCCUCAUCCUAGGUUCUCCCCAACGAGUACAAGGCCGCUUUUUCCUACUAAGCCACAGAAAGAGGUUAAACUCACCUUCUUCAAGAAGACCAACGUGGAGAGGGAGCCCAUCGGCAACUCCAUGAUGACAGGACAGAUCCCUGCCAGUGCUGACUCUGUUCAGGAGCUGGCUCAACGCCAGAACCACGUCCCGGUGUGGUCCGUGACCAGCGCCGGUCCUGGCCUGGCUGGUGGAGGACAUGCAGGAUUCCACGUGGGGAACGGCGGAACCGGCAGCUUGGAGCAAAAUAAGGACGUCCAGGUCUUUUCGAGCAGCCAAAUAACGACAAGCAAAACCAGAAAGCGGUCAACCGAGAGCAAAACGAGAAGAUGGACGCAGAAGAUCAAGGAGAGAUUCAAGGACAGACACGGCAACGUUGGGAAAAAGGGCAAAGAAGAGGGGAUUCCUGAACAAGAAACGCAAGUAAUAAGAGCAGAAACACCGGGCAACAGAACAAAUAAUGAUGAAGACUGCAGUCGCAAAUUACAUCCUGCACAAACAGAGGACAACACUAUGAGCAACAACAGGCGUAGCAGUGACCUUGACAUCGGCCUGGGGUCAUUCAGCCUCCUGGAGGAGAUCGUCCAGGGUCAGGAGUGGGCUAAGUUCAUAAACCCAAACUUUUCCACGACCUCCGGAACCGAGAGACCGUCACAGGAUCCGUCGAGCCAACCCCACGCGCAGCCAAAUCCUCACAGUCUCAAUCUGUCACCGGGGAGUUUGAAUCCGGCAGGAACUGGGAGCAACCAGUGGAGCUUCAGGAGCACAGAGUCCUCGCCUGCCCCGGCCUUCAGCAUGCCACCGCCGGCCCCUGUUUUCCCACCUGCACCCACGGACACUUCAGCGUUAAAGCAGCAGGCCGACCAGCCCGAGCCAAUGGAAGACGGACAAAACCGAUCGGAAAUGCUGUCCAGACUUCAGCUCAAGCUGUCAGCAUUUGCCGAGACGUCGGGCAACCCUUACCACUCAAUAGUGAGGAACAGACUCCAGAUGAGCAGAAAGAGGCAACAUCAGCCGGCCGAGAGGAGAGAGGAGAGGCUCCAGACCCAGAGAGCGAGUGAUGGAGAAAAGACUGACAAAGGGCCGUUAUGUUCACCAUCCUCCGCCAGCAUCCAAAUGAUGGAAGAAUCAGUGGAGCCGCAGCAGGAAAGCGUCUCCCCUCCACACGAGCCGAGGCCUCAUCCCAUCCCUCUGUCUCCAACGUCAUUUAAUCCUGCUGCUCUCCCACCUCGGAGUGUCCUCAGACAAAAGGCGCCCCAUGACUCCGAAUCCUCCAUAGAAACGCUGACAAAACGGAGACGGGUCGAGGAGAAGCGGCAAGUUCAUUUCUGCGAGCAGGUGACCACCAUCGAAUCCGCGGACAUGGAUUUUACGGACUCGGAGGAGGAUUCGGGAGCGGACGAGGACUCCUCAUUCGAGCCGGACUUUGAGGCGGUGCAGGCGGAAAUGGAUGAGGCGUUGCCGGCCCGCCGUUCCAAUCUCCCUGCAUGGAUACAGGCCCUGAAGAAGAUGAACGCUGGGAAAAAGCACAGAUAGCGACCGCAGAACAGGAAUAAUACACACCCGGUCUACUAGGUUAGCAAUGUUUUAAAAAAAAAAUAGAUUUUUACAAACUUUA